AUGCAUUAAUUCGAGAAUGAGACAAACAAGUUUUUGGAGGAAUUAAAAAAUGGAUCCAGCAACAUCCUAGUAAACACAUCUCUCUAUUUUCUAGGUAGCAAUAAGAGUCAGACCUCUAAAUUAGAAGGAGAGAAGUGUGUCAGAGUUUGAAACCAUUCGAAUCCUCGAUGGCAAGAUGAUAGUGUUGAUGGAUCCAGAGUCAGAAAGAGAAGAUGAAGUAUUGACAUUAUAUAGAAUAGUUAUUAAGAAAAAAUAGGUUGAAGGAAACUAAUUUUGCAUUUGAUUUUGUUUUCGAUCAAUGGGCUCCUCAAUAAAAGAUCUACGAAAACACCACUGAGUUUUUAUUGGAGGGAGUAUUGGAAGGAUUCAAUACCACUGUGUUUUGCUAUGGCGCAACAGGUUCUGGCAAGACAUUUACGUAAAUUUUAUAUCAUUAACAAUAGAAUGAUAGGAACCCAAUAAGAGGUAGGUUUAAUGCCAAGAGCUUUGCAGUCUCUUUUUAAUUUUUCGCAAUCAGACAGAUUCAAAGAGACUUAAUUUAAGGUCUCUUAUGUCGAAAUCUACAAUGAGAACAUAAGAGAUUUGUUGACCUCCGAAGAUAAAAAUUUAGAAAUUAGAGAAGACAAAAAUAACGGAAUAUAAAUAGCCGGUGUCAUUGAAAUUGAAGUCAAAACAGUCACUGAAGUGCUCUCUCUUUUGAAGGUCGGCAAUAGAAAUCGAUCCAAAGAGGCAACUGAUGCAAACAAAGAAUCAUCUAGAUCUCACGCUAUCCUACAGGUUUAAGUAGAGUGCAAAGACAAAGCUGCUGGAUUACAGGAAUAAAUCAUUUAAAGCAAAUUUAGUUUGGUAGAUCUGGCAGGUAGUGAAAGAGCAGCCAAUACAAAUAAUAGAGGUCAAAGAAUGGUGGAGGGAGCAAACAUCAACAAAUCAUUAUUGGUCUUAGGCAAUUGUAUUCAAUCACUAUCAGAGGCUAAUGAAAAAGGAAUCAAAAAUCCAUUUAUACCAUUUAGAAAUUCUAAAUUAACCAGAUUGCUGAAAGAUUCCUUAGGUGGUAAUUGCAGAACUGUUAUGAUUUCCAAUGUAACUCCAGCUGUCAGUAGUUUUGAAGAAACCUACAAUACAUUAGUCUAUGCGAAUAGAGCUAAGAACAUUAAAACUGUUGCAAAUAGAAAUGUCUUGGUAGCCUAAAAUCAUAUUAGCAAUUAUGCACUGCUCAUUCAAAAUUUGCGAUAGGAAAAUGAAGAACUUAAAUUAUUGAUACAAUAAUAGUAGUUAAAUUCUAUCACUCCUUAAACAAGUAGCAAGUAAACUUAUAAAGUAGGAUUGCCUUCCAUUAAUUAGAAAACUGUUCCAGUCCCCUAAUUAAAUUUGAAAUAAUAGGUCAAUGAAUUGGAAUCUAUUAUCAACUAAAACAUUUCUGAUAUCAUUGAAGCAAAAAAUAAAUUAUAUGAGAUGGAACAAUAGUAGAAUCAAUAUCAAUAAAAUAUUGGUUUCUUGUAAUAUCAAAAAGGUCGCUCUUAGGAUAAGUUCGAAUAAAUGAAAUUACUGGAAAGAAUCGAUAAUGCUAAAACACAAAAAGCCAUACUAAAAUAAAGUGAAGAUGACAUGAAGCAGCAGUUACUUGAAUAUGAUAUCAAAAAAGUUGAUAUUUAGAAGUAGGUUUAAUAAAUACCAGAUUUAAAUCAUAAAACUUACUUGUAAGGAAUCAUCAAGUAAGGUGAACUUAAAAUAGUAAUAAGUGUUAUCCAUAUUAUAAUAGGAAAAUAUUGAACUUCAAAUUUAGGAGAAAAGAAGGAGAUAUCAGGAAUCAGUAUAAGAUGAGCAAGUAAGAUAAUUGAGAACUUAAAUUCAUUAACAACAAUAAACGAAACAUAUUUAAAGUGCAAAAUCUAAGUCCAGUUAAUAGAAUGGACCCAAAAAAGGUUAUAGUUACAUUUUAGUAUUUUAGUUCCUAGUCUACCUGGAGUAGAUUCGCCUUAUUAUUCUAUAUCUGGAGGAUAAACUUAUGCUGUACAAAGGUAUUUCAAUCAUAUAUUUAGCAGGCAUUAAAAACAAAAAUCUCAUCUAAAAUUACCACCUGUCCUAUAGAUGGCUUAAUUGCAAAAAUCUCCCAAAACUUAAAAUUCAAGUUUGAACAGUAAACUUUAUAAUCUAGUAGGUAAUCCUCUAAAAUAUCGAAUGGCUUAGAGAUACACAACUAGAUUGAACAGACCUCCCUCCUACCGUCCUCCUAGUUCCUCCAGAAAAUCUGCUCUUGGAAAAUAUGUUAAUAGAUCAUUAGAUUUAGGAAGUGGAAGAGAAAGCGUAAAUAAAAGUUCAGGAGAUUUAUAAAAUUCUGUUAGUCUCAGGAAACUUAAAAAACUGCAUUAAGAAUAUCAAUAAUAGAGAUUUGAGAGAGUCGUGAGUGGCAAAAAAAAUUAAAAAUCUAUGCCAUAUUUUGGUAAUAAGAUUCUUUUGCCAGGCAUGGUUCACAAAUCACCUUAUGUUAAGAAUUUUUAAAACAAUCAAGAGCCUAUUGAAUUAAAAAAAGAGAGAUUGAAAAUGCUUAAUAUUAAUCUUAAAGCUUAAUAUGGCGAUAAAUUUUCGCUGCAAAAUUGA
Molecule: messenger RNA, 2598 nt
Organism: Paramecium octaurelia
Lineage: Eukaryota; Ciliophora; Oligohymenophorea; Peniculida; Parameciidae
Source: the annotation of a GenBank genome assembly